Ipomoea triloba (trilobed morning glory) is the source of this 7737-nucleotide messenger RNA. RefSeq names its product DNA-directed RNA polymerase subunit beta''. The coding region runs from base 1 to 7737 and encodes 2578 amino acids. NCBI's taxonomy places the organism in Eukaryota, Viridiplantae, Streptophyta, Magnoliopsida, Solanales, Convolvulaceae. Gene Ontology annotation, biological process: DNA-templated transcription. The transcript has a single exon. The record is from RefSeq and is a predicted model, not a curated record. Gene Ontology annotation, molecular function: DNA-directed RNA polymerase activity; DNA binding.
AUGGAGGUACUUAUGGCAGAACGGGCCAAUCUGGUCUUUCACAAUAAAGUGAUAGACGGAACUGCCAUGAAACGACUUAUUAGUAGAUUAAUAGAUCAUUUUGGAAUGGCAUAUACGUCACACAUCCUAGAUCAACUAAAGACUCUGGGUUUCCAGCAAGCCACUGCUACAUCCAUUUCAUUAGGAAUUGAUGAUCUUUUAACAAUACCUUCUAAGGGAUGGCUAGUUCAAGAUGCUGAACAGCAAAGUUUGAUUUUGGAAAAACACCAUCAUUAUGGGAAUGUACACGCGGUAGAAAAAUUACGUCAAUCCAUUGAAAUAUGGUAUGCUACAAGUGAGUAUUUGCGACAAGAAAUGAAUCCUAAUUUUAGGAUGACUGACCCUUUGAAUCCAGUUCAUAUAAUGUCUUUUUCGGGAGCUAGAGGAAAUGCAUCUCAGGUACAUCAAUUGGUAGGUAUGAGAGGAUUAAUGUCAGAUCCACAAGGACAAAUGAUUGAUUUACCCAUUCAAAGCAAUUUACGGGAAGGACUCUCUUUAACAGAAUAUAUAAUUUCUUGUUACGGAGCCCGCAAAGGGGUUGUGGAUACUGCUGUACGAACAUCAGAUGCUGGAUAUCUCACGCGCAGGCUUGUCGAAGUAGUUCAACACAUUGUUGUACGUCGAGCGGAUUGUGGCACUGUCCGAGGGAUUUCUGUGAGUCCUCAGAAUGGGAUGAUGCCGGAAAGGAUUUUGAUCCAAACAUUAAUCGGUCGUGUAUUAGCAGAUGAUAUAUACAUAGGCCCACGGUGUAUUGCCACUAGAAAUCAAAACAUUGGAGUUGGACUUGUAAAUCGAUUCAUAACCUUUCGAGCCCAACCAAUAUCGAUUCGAACUCCCUUUACUUGUAGGAGUACAUCUUGGAUUUGUCGAUUAUGUUAUGGCCGGAGUCCUACUCAUGGCGACCUGGUUGAAUUGGGGGAAGCUGUAGGUAUUAUUGCAGGUCAAUCGAUUGGAGAACCUGGGACUCAAUUAACAUUAAGAACUUUUCAUACGGGUGGAGUAUUCACAGGAGGGACUGCAGAACAUGUACGAGCCCCUUCUAAUGGAAAAAUCCAAUUCAAUGAGGAUUUGGUUCAUCCCACACGUACACGUCAUGGACACCCUGCCUUUCUAUGUUAUAUCGACUUGUAUGUCACUAUUGAGAGUGACGAUAUUCUACAUAAUGUGAAUAUUCCGCCAAAAAGUUUUCUUUUAGUUCAAAAUGAUCAAUAUGUUGAAUCUGAACAAGUGAUUGCUGAAAUUCGCGCAGGGACAUCCACCUUGAAUUUUAAGGAAAGGGUUCGAAAACAUAUUUAUUCUGAUUCAGAAGGAGAAAUGCACUGGAGUACUGAUGUGUACCAUGCACCCGAAUUUACAUAUGGUAAUGUUCAUCUCUUACCAAAAACAAGUCAUUUAUGGGUAUUAUCAGGAAAGCCGUACAGAUCGAGUGUAGUCCCCUUUUCGCUCUCCAAGGAUCAAGAUCAAAUGAACACUCAUUCUCUUUCUUUCGAACAAAUAUAUAUUUCUAACCCCUCAGUCACUAACGAUCAAGUAAAAGAUAAAUUAUCGGACUCUUUUAGUAAAAAAGAGGAUAGGAUUACGGAUUAUUCAGAACUUAAUCGAAUAGGUCAUUGUAAUCUCAUCUAUCCUGCAAAAAAUUUGGAUUUAUUGGCAAAGAAACGAAGAAAUAGAUUUAUUAUUCCAUUUCAAGGAAGUCAAGAACGAAAAAAAGAAUUAAUGUCCCUUUCCGGUAUCUCGAUUGAAAUACCCAUAAAUGGUAUUUUCCGUAAAAAUAGUAUUUUUGCUUAUUUCGAUGAUCCUCGAUACCGAAGAAAGAGUUCGGGAAUUACAAAAUAUGGGACUAUAGAGAUGCAUUCAAUCGUUAAAAAAGAGGAUUUGAUUGAAUAUCGAGGAGUCAAAGAAUUUCGACCAAAAUACCAAAUGAAAGUCGAUCGGUUUUUUUUCAUUCCUGAAGAAGUUCAUAUCUUAGCCGGAUCUUCGUCCAUAAUGGUACGCAACAAUAGUAUCAUUGGAGUAGAUACGUGGAUCACUUUAAAUACAAGAAGCCGAAUAGGCGGGGUGGUCCGAGUGGAGAGGAAAAAAAAAAAGAUUGAACUUACCAUUUUUUCGGGAGAUAUCCAUUUUCCCGGGGAGACAGAUAAGAUAUCCCGACACAGUGGCAUUUUGAUACCACCAAGCAGGAAAAAUUCCAAGGACUCAAAAAAUUUAAAAAAAUGGAUCUAUGUCCAACGGAUCACCCCUACUAAGAAAAAAUAUUUUGUUUUGGUUCGGCCGGUAGUCCCAUAUGAAAUAACGGACGGUAUCAAUUUAGCAACACUUUUCCCUCAGGAUUUGUUGCAGGAAAGGGAUAAUGUGCAACUUCGAGUUGUCAAUUAUAUCCUUUAUGGAAAUGGUAAAGUCACUCGAGGAAUUUCUGACACAAGUAUUCAAUUAGUACGUACUUGUUUAGUAUUGAAUUGGAAUCAAGAUAAAAAAGGUUCUUCUAUCGAAGAGGCCCGCGGUUCCUUUGUUGAAGUAAGAACAAAUGGUAUGAUUCAAGAUUUCUUAAAGGUCAAUUUAGUGAAACCCGCUAUUUCAUAUAUCAGUAAAAGAAAUGAUCCAUCAUCCGAAAAAAAGGAGGGAUCAGAUCAUACCAAUAUGAAUCCAUUUUAUUCCAUUUAUAUUUAUCCAAAGACAAAACUUCAAAAAUCAUUUAACCAAAACCAAGGAACUGUCCGUACGUUGUUGGGUAUAAACAAAGAAUGUCAAUUUUUUUUAAUUUUGUCAUCAUCCAAUUGUUUUCGAAUAGGUCCAUUCAAGGGUGUCAAAUAUCCCAAAGAAUUAAUUAAAAAAGAUCCCCUAAUUCCAAUUAGGAAUUCAUUUGGUCCUUUAGGAACAGCCCUUCAAAUUGCUAAUUUUUUUUCAUUUUACUAUUUAAUAACUCAUAAUCAGAUCUUGGUAACUAAUUAUUUGCAACUUGACAAUUUAAAACAAACCUUUCAACCAUUUAAAUUUCAAUAUUAUUUAAUGGAUGAAAAUGGAAGAAUUUAUAAUCCCGAUCCAUGCAGUAACAUCAUUUUUAAUCCAUUCAAGUUGAAUUGGUAUUUUCUUCAUUAUCAUUUUUGUGAAGAGACAUCCACCAAAAUUGAUCUUGGACAAUUUGUUUGUGAAAAUGUAUGUAUAACCAAAAAAGGAACGCACCUAAAAUCGGGUCAAGUUCUAAUUGUUCAAUUUGACUCUGUAGUAAUAAGAUCGGCUAAGCCUUAUUUGGCUACUCCAGGAGCAACACUUCAUGGUCAUUAUGGAGAAAUCAUUUAUGAAGGGGAUACAUUAGUUACAUUUAUAUAUGAAAAAUCGAGGUCUGGUGACAUAACGCAAGGUCUUCCAAAAGUGGAACAAGUCUUAGAAGUUCGUUCGAUUGAUUCAAUAUCCAUCAAUCUAGAAAAGAGGAUUGAUAGUUGGAACGAACGUAUAACAAGAAUUCUUGGAAGUCCUUGGGGAUUCUUGAUUGGGGCUGAGCUAACUAUAGCGCAAAGUCGUAUUUCUUUGGUUAACAAGAUCCAAAAGGUUUAUCGAUCACAAGGGGUGCAGAUCCAUAAUAGACAUAUAGAAAUUAUUGUACGUCAAAUAACAUCAAAAGUCUUGGUUUCAGAAGAUGGAAUGUCUAAUGUUUUUUUGCCCGGAGAACUAAUUGGAUUGUUUCGGGCGGAACGAACGGGACGCGCUUUGGAAGAAGCGAUAUGUUACCGCGCUACCUUAUUGGGAAUAACGAGAGCAUCUCUUUGGGGUUUAGGAUUGCUCGCUGAUAAUGGAUUAGAUUGGACCAAUAUCAAUCCCUAUUCCAAGGCAAGAAUUCAACAAACCCAUGCUGAACAGCAAAGUUUGAUUUUGGAAAAACACCACCAUUAUGGGAAUGUACACGCGGUAGAAAAAUUACGUCAAUCCAUUGAGAUAUGGUAUUCUACAAGUGAAUAUUUGCGACAAGAAAUGAAUCCCAAUUUUAGGAUGACUGACCCUUAUAAUCCAGUCCAUAUAAUGUCUUUUUCGGGAGCUAGAGGAAAUGUGUCUCAGGUACAUCAAUUAGUAGGUAUGAGAGGAUUAAUGUCGGAUCCACAAGGACAAAUGAUUGAUUUACCUAUUCAAAGCAAUUUACGGGAAGGACUCUCUUUAACAGAAUAUAUAAUUUCUUGUUACGGAGCCCGCAAAGGGGUUGUGGAUACUGCUGUACGAACAUCCGAUGCUGGAUAUCUCACGCGCAGGCUUGUCGAAGUAGUUCAACAUAUUGUUGUGCGUAGAAGAGAUUGUGGCACCAUUCGAGGUAUUUCUGUAAGUCCUCAAAACAGUACGAUGCCGGAAAGAAUUUUGAUCCAAACAUUAAUUGGUCGUGUAUUAGCAGACGAUAUAUAUAUGGGUUCACGAUGCAUUGCCACCCGAAAUCAAGAUAUCGGGGUUGGACUUGUCAAUCGAUUCAUAACGCUUCGAACCCAACUAAUAUCCAUCCGAACUCCUUUUACUUGUAGGAGUGCGUCUUGGAUCUGUCGAUUAUGUUAUGGCCGGAGUCCUACUCACGGCGGCCUGGUUGAAUUGGGAGAAGCUGUAGGUAUUAUUGCAGGUCAAUCCAUUGGGGAACCUGGUACUCAACUAACAUUAAGAACUUUUCAUACGGGUGGAGUAUUCACAGGAGGGACUGCAGAACAUGUACGAGCCCCUUCUAAUGGAAAAAUCCAAUUCAAUGAGGAUUUGGUUCAUCCCACACGUACACGUCAUGGACACCCUGCCUUUCUAUGUUAUAUCGACUUGUAUGUCACUAUUGAGAGUGACGAUAUUCUACAUAAUGUGAAUAUUCCGCCAAAAAGUUUUCUUUUAGUUCAAAAUGAUCAAUAUGUUGAAUCUGAACAAGUGAUUGCUGAAAUUCGCGCAGGGACAUCCACCUUGAAUUUUAAGGAAAGGGUUCGAAAACAUAUUUAUUCUGAUUCAGAAGGAGAAAUGCACUGGAGUACUGAUGUGUACCAUGCACCCGAAUUUACAUAUGGUAAUGUUCAUCUCUUACCAAAAACAAGUCAUUUAUGGGUAUUAUCAGGAAAGCCGUACAGAUCGAGUGUAGUCCCCUUUUCGCUCUCCAAGGAUCAAGAUCAAAUGAACACUCAUUCUCUUUCUUUCGAACAAAUAUAUAUUUCUAACCCCUCAGUCACUAACGAUCAAGUAAAAGAUAAAUUAUCGGACUCUUUUAGUAAAAAAGAGGAUAGGAUUACGGAUUAUUCAGAACUUAAUCGAAUAGGUCAUUGUAAUCUCAUCUAUCCUGCAAAAAAUUUGGAUUUAUUGGCAAAGAAACGAAGAAAUAGAUUUAUUAUUCCAUUUCAAGGAAGUCAAGAACGAAAAAAAGAAUUAAUGUCCCUUUCCGGUAUCUCGAUUGAAAUACCCAUAAAUGGUAUUUUCCGUAAAAAUAGUAUUUUUGCUUAUUUCGAUGAUCCUCGGUACAGAAGAAUGAGUUCGGGAAUUACAAAAUAUGGGACUAUAGAGAUGCAUUCAAUCGUUAAAAAAGAGGAUUUGAUUGAAUAUCGAGGAGUCAAAGAAUUUCGACCAAAAUACCAAAUGAAAGUCGAUCGGUUUUUUUUCAUUCCUGAAGAAGUUCAUAUCUUAGCCGGAUCUUCGUCCAUAAUGGUACGCAACAAUAGUAUCAUUGGAGUAGAUACGUGGAUCACUUUAAAUACAAGAAGCCGAAUAGGCGGGGUGGUCCGAGUGGAGAGGAAAAAAAAAAAGAUUGAACUUACCAUUUUUUCGGGAGAUAUCCAUUUUCCCGGGGAGACAGAUAAGAUAUCCCGACACAGUGGCAUUUUGAUACCACCAAGCAGGAAAAAUUCCAAGGACUCAAAAAAUUUAAAAAAAUGGAUCUAUGUCCAACGGAUCACCCCUACUAAGAAAAAAUAUUUUGUUUUGGUUCGGCCGGUAGUCCCAUAUGAAAUAACGGACGGUAUCAAUUUAGCAACACUUUUCCCUCAGGAUUUGUUGCAGGAAAGGGAUAAUGUGCAACUUCGAGUUGUCAAUUAUAUCCUUUAUGGAAAUGGUAAAGUCACUCGAGGAAUUUCUGACACAAGUAUUCAAUUAGUACGUACUUGUUUAGUAUUGAAUUGGAAUCAAGAUAAAAAAGGUUCUUCUAUCGAAGAGGCCCGCGGUUCCUUUGUUGAAGUAAGAACAAAUGGUAUGAUUCAAGAUUUCUUAAAGGUCAAUUUAGUGAAACCCGCUAUUUCAUAUAUCAGUAAAAGAAAUGAUCCAUCAUCCGAAAAAAAGGAGGGAUCAGAUCAUACCAAUAUGAAUCCAUUUUAUUCCAUUUAUAUUUAUCCAAAGACAAAACUUCAAAAAUCAUUUAACCAAAACCAAGGAACUGUCCGUACGUUGUUGGGUAUAAACAAAGAAUGUCAAUUUUUUUUAAUUUUGUCAUCAUCCAAUUGUUUUCGAAUAGGUCCAUUCAAGGGUGUCAAAUAUCCCAAAGAAUUAAUUAAAAAAGAUCCCCUAAUUCCAAUUAGGAAUUCAUUUGGUCCUUUAGGAACAGCCCUUCAAAUUGCUAAUUUUUUUUCAUUUUACUAUUUAAUAACUCAUAAUCAGAUCUUGGUAACUAAUUAUUUGCAACUUGACAAUUUAAAACAAACCUUUCAACCAUUUAAAUUUCAAUAUUAUUUAAUGGAUGAAAAUGGAAGAAUUUAUAAUCCCGAUCCAUGCAGUAACAUCAUUUUUAAUCCAUUCAAGUUGAAUUGGUAUUUUCUUCAUUAUCAUUUUUGUGAAGAGACAUCCACCAAAAUUGAUCUUGGACAAUUUGUUUGUGAAAAUGUAUGUAUAACCAAAAAAGGAACGCACCUAAAAUCGGGUCAAGUUCUAAUUGUUCAAUUUGACUCUGUAGUAAUAAGAUCGGCUAAGCCUUAUUUGGCUACUCCAGGAGCAACACUUCAUGGUCAUUAUGGAGAAAUCAUUUAUGAAGGGGAUACAUUAGUUACAUUUAUAUAUGAAAAAUCGAGGUCUGGUGACAUAACGCAAGGUCUUCCAAAAGUGGAACAAGUCUUAGAAGUUCGUUCGAUUGAUUCAAUAUCCAUCAAUCUAGAAAAGAGGAUUGAUAGUUGGAACGAACGUAUAACAAGAAUUCUUGGAAGUCCUUGGGGAUUCUUGAUUGGGGCUGAGCUAACUAUAGCGCAAAGUCGUAUUUCUUUGGUUAACAAGAUCCAAAAGGUUUAUCGAUCACAAGGGGUGCAGAUCCAUAAUAGACAUAUAGAAAUUAUUGUACGUCAAAUAACAUCAAAAGUCUUGGUUUCAGAAGAUGGAAUGUCUAAUGUUUUUUUGCCCGGAGAACUAAUUGGAUUGUUUCGGGCGGAACGAACGGGACGCGCUUUGGAAGAAGCGAUAUGUUACCGCGCUACCUUAUUGGGAAUAACGAGAGCAUCUCUGAAUACUCAAAGUUUUAUCUCCGAAGCGAGUUUUCAAGAAACUGCUCGAGUUUUAGCAAAAGCAGCUCUACGGGGCCGUAUUGAUUGGUUGAAAGGACUAAAAGAAAACGUUGUUCUGGGGGGGAUGAUACCUGUUGGUACCGGAUUCAAAGGAUUCGUACACCAUUCAAGUCAACAUAAGGACAUUCCUUUGAAAACAAAAAAGCAGAAUUUAUUCGAGGGAGAAAUGGGAGAUAUUUUGUUUUACCACAGAGAAUUAUUUGAGUCUUGUCUUUCAAAGAAUUAA